CGGGGGACACAACAAGCAUUAUCUGGCAACUGCCCCUUCUCAAAAGUGCUUUUAUCAAACUUUAAGCUUAUAUCCUCUGUUUUCAUCUUCAGCUCCAGCUUCUACUUUCGUUCUUGUUUUUGUUUUUUCGGUGGCAACCCAUUUCCAAUGCCAGUCUGUAAACACAAAUCUCACCUGUCUUAUCGUCGUAAUCAGUCUCUAUUUGUUUAGCUGGAGAAGACACAAAGAGAUAAACAGAGAAAAAAGCCGAUAAACAAGACUCCGUUUGGCCAUGUUUCUUAUUUCUUUUCCAAAAAAACCUUUGUUUUUACCCUGUUUUUAAAUCUUCCAUGAUUGAGCAGUGUACCAAGAACAAACAGCAACUUUCAUGGGAGCUCGAGCCGAAGCCAUGUGAAGAUCUGGUCUGCAGGCAUGGGAAGCCGCUAAACCCCUCAAUGCUCUGUUUCUUCACCAAUGAUUUUCCGUCUUACUCUCUCUCUAUCUUUUGGCUUUUAAAAAGGUUACUCUGUUUCAUUUUCUUCUCGGCCUCUUCUUGUUGAAAUCUAUUGCACCUACGAGUUUUCUUUUCUUUUUUUUUAAAAAAAUUUGAGCUAGUAAGCUUUUCUUCUCGUGGAGAAUAAUUACCCACCAAAGCUUUCUUUUUUCUUUUUGUUUCCCUAAAAAACUUCAGUUUACUUUUCUGAACCACAUACAUACAGCGGGAGUUGAGUUAGUUAAUUCUCUGUUCACGACAGGGAACGACCCAGAUCAGAUUUUUCAAAGCGCCCGUCUUGCUUCGGUUCAUUGAGGAAUGGAGCAAUCAGAUAAGUCACCAAAGUCCCCGAAGUCAUCAGCUCUUAUGCCACCAUUGCCGAGAGAUUCUCGCGGGUCGCUAGAAGUAUUCAAUCCCUCCACACACUCGACCCGAUCCACUAACCCGGUGUUUCGCUCGCCGUCCACAUGGCAAAACUGGGUGGACUCGCGCGGCAGUCCGGAACCCGAGCCACCCAAGCUGUCCUCGAGCUCGGGUCGGGUUCAAGAAGUCACAACGUCAUGGAUGGCGCUCAAAGAUCCAACCCCGUCAUUAUUGUCCCCGGUGCCAUCUUCCCCGGCGAAUAAAAAACCCACUAACGACACUCACGAUCCGACCCGAGGAAAACCGACACCCACCACCCAACUGUCCGGAGAAGUAGGGGCGGCUGCGCAGAGAGCUGCAGAGUGGGGACUUGUGCUGAAGACCGACAACGAAACUGGGAAACCGCAAGGUGUCCAGGUUAGAAAUUCGGGCGGGGACGAACCGAAUAUUAACAAACCGGGUACUUCUCAAAGGAACUCUAGCACUUCCGUCCGGAGCUCCAGCGAAGUAUCCGACGACGGGAUCGGCAAAAUCGACAGAGGAUUCCCAAGAGUAUCAGAAGACUUACGCGAUGCAUUAUCAACUUUUCAACAGACGUUCGUGGUAUCGGAUGCCACCAAACCCGACUAUCCGAUUCUGUAUGCCAGUGCCGGUUUCUUUAAGAUGACGGGGUAUACUUCUAAAGAAGUCAUCGGCAGGAACUGUCGGUUUUUGCAGGGCGCGGGUACCGACCCGGAGGAUGCAGCAAAAAUAAGGGAAGCAUUACAGGCCGGGACGAAUUACUGUGGGAGAUUACUUAAUUACAAGAAAGAUGGGACCCCUUUUUGGAACCUUCUUACAAUUUCACCAAUCAAAGAUGAGAGUGGAAAAGUCCUCAAAUUUAUUGGGAUGCAAGUGGAGGUGAGUAAGCACACGGAGGGGGCCAAGGAAAAAAUGACACGACCUAAUGGAUUGCCAGAAUCCUUGAUCCGAUAUGAUGCCCGACAAAAGGACAUGGCUGCAAAUUCAGUGACUGAACUAGUGGAAGCAGUGAAGCAACCUCGUCCUCGAUCAUUAAGUGAAUCAACGAACCGGCCCUUGUUGAGAAAGUCAGAAUCCAGCGGAGACGAACAAACAUCAGGAGCUCCUGGAAGACGAAAGUCCGAAAACCUUGCUCCUCACAGAAGGAAUUCACAUGGCGGUGCCAGAAAGUCAAUGCAGCGGAUUAGCGAAGUUCCUGAAAUGAAGCAAAAAAAAUCCGCCCGCAGGUCUUUCAUGGGGCUAAUUCGGAAGAGUCAAUCUACAACGUCUGAAUGCUUUGAUGACGUAGUUUUGGUGGACGAUGAUGAGACUGACGAUGAUGAGAGGCCGGACAGUGUUGAUGACAAAGUGAGGCAGAAGGAAAUGAGAAAGGGUAUUGAUCUUGCGACCACACUUGAACGUAUAGAGAAAAAUUUUGUCAUUACUGAUCCAAGGCUGCCUGAUAAUCCCAUUAUUUUUGCAUCGGAUAGCUUUUUGGAGUUGACAGAGUACAGUCGCGAAGAAAUCUUGGGGAGGAAUUGCAGGUUUCUACAAGGACCUGAAACUGAUCCGGCAACAGUGAGGAAGAUUCGCCAAGCAAUUGACAACCAAACAGAAGUGACUGUACAGCUUAUCAACUACACGAAGAGCGGGAAGAAGUUCUGGAAUCUGUUCCAUUUGCAGCCUAUGCGUGACCAGAAAGGAGAAGUUCAGUACUUUAUUGGGGUACAACUUGAUGGUAGUGAGCAUGUUGAACCACUUCAAAACAGUAUACCGGAGGCAGCUGCAAAAGAGAGUGAAAAACUGGUGAAACAAACUGCGGAGAAUGUUGAUGAUGCAGUCAGAGAACUUCCGGAUGCCAAUUUGAAACCGGAAGAUUUGUGGAUAAAUCACUCGAAGGUUGUCCGUCCGAAACCUCAUAGGAAGGACAGUCCGUCUUGGCAAGCUAUCCAGAAGAUUCUUGAUGGUGGAGAACAGAUUGGUCUGAAACAUUUUCGGCCAAUAAAGCCCUUGGGAUCUGGUGAUACUGGCAGUGUGCAUUUGGUGGACCUGUGUGGAACUGGCCAGUACUUUGCCAUGAAGGCAAUGGACAAGAGCAUUAUGCUAAACCGAAACAAGGUGCAUAGAGCAUGUGCAGAGAGAGAGAUUCUCGACAUGUUGGAUCAUCCUUUUCUUCCUGCAUUAUAUGCUUCAUUUCAGACAAAAACACACAUCUGUCUGAUAACUGAUUAUUGUCCUGGAGGAGAGCUUUUCCUGCUUUUAGACAGACAACCAUUGAAGGUCCUGAAAGAAGAUGCCGUAAGAUUUUAUGCAGCAGAAGUACUUGUUGCAUUGGAGUACCUUCACUGUCAAGGGAUUAUUUACAGGGAUUUAAAGCCUGAAAAUGUUCUACUUCAGAGCAACGGUCAUGUGUCUUUAACGGAUUUUGAUUUAUCAUGCUUGACAUCUUGCAAACCACAGCUUUUGAUUCCUGAUGUAGUUGAAAAAAAGAAGCAACGUAAGAAUCGGGAAACUCCAAUCUUCAUGGCUGAACCUAUGAGAGCAUCAAAUUCUUUUGUUGGAACCGAAGAGUAUAUAGCACCGGAAAUUAUUACUGGAGCAGGCCAUACUAGUGCCGUAGACUGGUGGGCUCUAGGCAUUCUUCUAUAUGAAAUGCUCUAUGGAUACACACCGUUUAGGGGAAAGACGAGACAAAAAACAUUCGCCAACAUUCUUCACAAAGAUCUGAAGUUUCCAGGGAGUACGCCGGUAAGUCUCCAGGCGAAGCAAUUAAUGUACAGGUUGUUACAUAGAGAUCCCAAGAACAGAUUAGGCUCGCACGAAGGAGCGAAUGAAAUCAAGCGGCAUCCAUUCUUCAAAGGCUUAAAUUGGGCUCUAGUUCGCUGCAUGAAUCCUCCCGAGCUCGAAACUCCUCUCUUCUCAAGCGAAGCCGAAAAGGAAGAUAAAGUCGUGGAUCCUGAGCUACAAGAUCUACAAACGAAUGUUUUCUAAGAGAUCUAAGUGCGUUAAAGAGCAUCGACAACGGGGAAGACUAAAAAAGAAGAACUCAAUUAAAGUCUUUCGCAAGCUUCACCUAGUUUCGUGAAAUGAUCGUUUAUAAUUCGGUAUUUUACAUUUUUUUGUAUCAAUUGUAGCCGAGGCAAGCUGGGAGAGGAAUCUGAGGUUCUUCUUCUUCUUCUUCUUCUUCUUCUUCUUCUUCUUCUUCUUUUCUCAUUUGUUUAUCAUUUUGUAAAAUAUGUACUGUGUGCAUGGUGUAAUUCUGGUGUAAUCUAUGUUGGCUUGUGUUUUGGAUUCUGUAAUUGAAUUUGUUCGUUUUAAGGUUUCUUACAGUCUGGUUCA
Molecule: messenger RNA, 4174 nt
Organism: Carica papaya (papaya)
Lineage: Eukaryota; Viridiplantae; Streptophyta; Magnoliopsida; Brassicales; Caricaceae
Gene: PHOT1
Product: phototropin 1
Biological process (GO): protein phosphorylation
Molecular function (GO): ATP binding; protein kinase activity
Source: RefSeq, a predicted model, not a curated record